Molecule: messenger RNA, 3998 nt
Organism: Zonotrichia albicollis (white-throated sparrow)
Lineage: Eukaryota; Metazoa; Chordata; Aves; Passeriformes; Passerellidae
Gene: RUFY3
Product: RUN and FYVE domain containing 3
Biological process (GO): regulation of axonogenesis
Cellular component (GO): dendrite; neuronal cell body; cytoplasm
Molecular function (GO): metal ion binding
Source: RefSeq, a predicted model, not a curated record
GCCCGGCCCGGAGCUGCUGUGCCCAGGAGCGCCUGACUGCCGGCCCCGCAUCAGCAGCGUCUCGGCAGCAUCCUGGGAAUCGCAGGCGAUCACAUGAGCCUGGAUUUCCAGCUCUGUUCAUUAGUCAGCCAUUUUGGUCGCCACCCUGCUCCCUGCGCACAGCCAAUCCCGGCGGCACUCGCUGCCGGGCUGCGCCGGGAGACGGGAGCAGCGCUCGCCGCUCGGCCACCGGGACACUGCCUCUCCGCUCGUCCUUUGUUUUUUUUCUGGGGUCAUCACCAGAGGAAGACACUGUUCUUUGAUUCUGCUGCCUCUUUAUUUUUUCCUUUUUAUUUUUUACUUGUUUUUCCCUGCUGCCGCUGGUGGAGAAGCCAGGUUUUUGUGGAUGCUAAGGAUCAAUAGCCUCUAGCAAUAGCUGGAGACGACGGCAGUCGGUGGAAAGGAGGGAGGCAGAGCUAAGCGGGAAGGAGCAGCGUUUUUACCUUGCUUGAUCUAUGAAAAGGCCAGAGCAGCCUCUGUGAUCCUGAGCAAUCUGUCCUUUAAUCGCAAGGUAUUUCUGAUUUUCUUCUUCAGAAAGCUUUUGUUUUUAGUCCUUAUUUUGCCCCCGUUGUUGUUGUACCAGCUGAGUCAUCAUGUCUGCUCUGACGCCUCAAAGCGACAUGCCAACCCCCACCACAGACAAGAUCACUCAGGCUGCCAUGGAGACCAUCUAUCUUUGCAAAUUCCGCGUGUCCAUGGAUGGAGAGUGGCUGUGCUUGCGCGAGCUGGAUGACAUCUCGCUGACACCCGACCCCGAGCCUACCCACGAAGACUCUUGGGAGGAUUUGACAGAUGUGGUGGAGCAAUUGCGCGAUGAUUCCGAAGACCCCAAUUAUCUCAUGGCCAACGAGCGCAUGAACCUGAUGAACAUGGCCAAGCUGAGCAUCAAGGGGCUGAUCGAGUCCGCACUGAACCUGGGCCGCACGCUGGACUCGGACUACGCCCCCCUGCAGCAGUUCUUCGUGGUCAUGGAGCACUGCCUCAAGCACGGCCUCAAAGCCAAAAAGACUUUUCUUGGGCAAAAUAAGUCAUUUUGGGGACCUCUAGAAUUAGUAGAAAAACUUGUUCCUGAGGCUGCAGAGAUUACAGCAAGUGUUAAGGAUCUUCCAGGGCUCAAGACACCUGUGGGCAGAGGAAGAGCUUGGCUUCGCCUGGCUCUGAUGCAGAAGAAACUUUCAGAGUACAUGAAAGCCUUGAUUAACAGAAAGGAUCUUCUCAGUGAAUUUUAUGAGCCCAAUGCACUGAUGAUGGAGGAGGAAGGUGCCAUCAUUGCUGGCCUCCUUGUAGGGCUGAAUGUCAUCGAUGCCAACUUCUGCAUGAAGGGAGAGGACCUGGACUCCCAGGUCGGAGUUAUUGAUUUCUCCAUGUAUUUGAAAGAUGGGAACAGCACGAAAGGCAGCGAAGGAGAUGGCCAGAUAACUGCUAUUUUGGACCAGAAGAACUAUGUUGAAGAGCUCAACAGACAUCUAAGUGCUACAGUAAACAACCUGCAGGCCAAGGUGGAUGCCUUGGAGAAAUCCAACACAAAGCUGACAGAGGAGCUUGCAGUUGCCAACAACAGGAUCAUUACACUGCAGGAAGAGAUGGAGCGGGUUAAGGAGGAAAGCUCCUACAUCCUGGAGUCCAGCCGGAAGGCCACCAAGGACAGAAGUGCUGACGGGCAGGCACUGACUGAGGCGCGGAAGCAGCUCAAGGAGGAGACUCAGCUGCGCCUGGAUGUAGAGAAGGAGCUGGAGGCACAGAUCGGGAUGCGGCAGGAGAUGGAGCUGGCCAUGAAGAUGCUGGAGAAGGAUGUCUGUGAAAAGCAGGAUGCGCUGGUGGCACUCAGGCAGCAGCUGGACGAUCUCAGGGCUCUAAAGCAUGAACUGUCUUUCAAGCUGCAGAGUUCAGACAUGGGAGUGAAACAGAAGAGUGAAUUAAACAGCCGCUUGGAAGAAAAAACAAAUCAGAUGGCUGCCACCAUCAAACAGCUGGAACAAAGUGAAAAGGAUUUGGUGAAACAGGCAAAAACCUUAAAUAGUGCAGCAAACAAACUGAUCCAGAAGCAUCAUUAGACAUUUUUAUGUCUGGCCACCUCACAGCUCUGACAUCAGAACUCAUUUAUAAGGAGAGAACUUGAGAAUUGCUAAAAGCAACUGUUCAAAUGUUAAUUGUCACCCAAAGUUGAUUUGGAAUUUGCUGAGUUUUUAAAAUCAGUGAGUUUUUCUGCCAAGAUGUAGUCAGGUAUAAGGAUCCCCAGCCCUGCCAUUUACCAGUACCAAGGAGCUGGCCUGAGAGCGCCCCAGGAGUGGCUGAGGUGGCCGUGCCCGGCCGCUGCCAUCACCGCCUGUGGCAGCACGGGGCCGUGGCCAGCUCGGGACAGUCAGCUCCUUCUCUGUAUUGCCCUUUUGUGAAGUAGAUGAGAAAUGCAUCCCUGGAAGUUGUUGACAGUAGUUGUGUGCGUGCCCCAAGCCAUUCCCUGUUCUCUUCUGUUUUGUGGGUCCAGCCCCGAGUCCGAGCCGAGCAGGCGCGACGCUGGCCCGGCACCGGGAACACCGGCCCUCCCGUAACCAGCCUGCCUGGAUUCUGCCUUAGGGACCUGGGGGGAGGGUGGGGACUUAUCCUUAUUCCUUUCAACUUCAUGUGUCCAGAAUUAGUAGCUAUAGGUGUCUUAGAGUAACAUGAUAGAGUGGUAAGUUCAGUGGAAACCUCCUUCUCUUUGCAUUGCUUCUACCUCUGCCAGGAAUCCCUCCAGAAGAACCCUGUGGUCCUUCCUGACCAAAGGAAGUGGAGGAGAGGUGUUUUGGGAGGUCUCUCCCCUUCCCAGAAAGGGAAGUUACCAGUUUUCUAAAAAAUAAUCUGAUCUUUGUUUAAAGGAAGCAAAAAGACCUUCAAAAAAAGGAGAAGGAACCCAGUGUGCAGCAGUGGGGAGUGGAGAUGGAAAUUUGGUCCUUGCAGUUUACUUGUCCAAGUAGUUGGUGGCUGAAGAGUUGCCUUUUACACUUGUUGCAUUUUCUUGUGAGUUUGCUUUGCUCAAAACAAAUGGAAUUUGCUAAUGGAACAAGAGCUAAAGCUUAGAAAUGCCUCUUAAUAGGAAAAAUAAUUGUCAGUUUAAAACCCAGGUGCAAAAUCUGAAGUAACUGUAGCCUGAACUAUUAUAAACUAACAUUCUCUGAUCACUGAAGUUCCUGUGCUGGCCUCUGGCAGGUUUUAGGUUUGUAAGUGCUCCUCAAGGUAUUUUCUCUUUUGGAAGGUUGGAUUUGGGGAGUUUCUGUGUCGAGUAAGGGUUUUUUGCUGUGGUGAGAUGCCUGUAGUGGUUCUUUGGUGCCAGUCCUCCCUUUGACCUGUGGGACAGUGCUCCUGGGGGCUGUGGCUGGCAAAUGUGACAAGCCCUUGUUCUCCAGGCUCCCAGCACAGCCCUGCUGGGAACUUCCCUGCUAUGCCCAAGCUGCAUGCUUGAACCUAUAAACUCACCCCUCAGUAACCUGCUACUAGAAACUCAUCCUAACUCCCUGCAGAACGAGUAAUCCUAAGGGAAAGGUGGAAGCUUUGAUCAAGGAGUGUCAACAGCUGGUUAGGGUGGGAAGCCCCUGCCCCUUGGCACAGUUCUGCUGUAGGAACAGGGGGUUGGAUGGUGAGAUCUGUGCUGCAGUCAGACAGAUUUAAGGAUCUGGCUGCUUCUGAUGUCAGGCCCCAAGUGGCAAUGUGGUGGUGUACUGAUGCUUGGGGCUUGAGCCCAAGUGUCCAUCCAUGGGCGAGACCAGGAAUAUGCACUAAUUCUCAAUAGAGUAGCUACUACCUAUGUUCCAAGUUCCAGUUACCUGUGCAAAGCCAAAAUGUAACGUACACUAAACUCCAAUUGGACUUAAAAUUCUGUGUACUUGAGGUUUGCUUCGAAUCUGGAUAAAAGUGAUGUUUUCUGUUUCUCAUCUAAUGGCUGUAAACUGUAGUGAUAGAAUAAAAACUAUUUGAAAAUGAGA